AUGAGUGAACGGUGAAGUGAUUAUAACGCAAACAGGAAUUCAACACAGAAAGAUCCUCCAAAACCGACACCUUCAGCUCCACCAGCUGAAAAUAAUCCAUCAACAAGUUCACAAGUUUCUGCUAGUCAGCAACCUAAUAGUCCAUAUCAAGGCUAUUCAGUUAAGACAGUUUCAAUAGCAAACCCAAAUGAGAAUCCAGAAAGAGGAUAUCACCUUGAGUCCAUUGAGUUACUAUGGACGGAUUCAAUAGUCAAAACCACACAAGCUAUUAAAGUUAAUCUCCAAAUCUCAGGAGUGUUACCUGGUAGUGAAAUGCUUAUGCUUAAUGAAUGCUAUGCCAUUGAUGAUUUACAGCUUCCACCUAGAUCCCUUAAUGUUGAAAAAUUGAAGAAACAAUUCCCGUAUCUUAGAGAAGUUCCCGUUGAAUCAUAUUAUGAUGCAAUUCCUUGUGUAUUGAUUGGAUCUCGUCACGCACAUAUGUUUGAAGCCAUUGAACCCGUAAAACAAGGAGGUAGUUGCAAACCUGUAGCACUUAAAUGUAAAUUAGGAUAUACAAUUUAUGGAGGAGCACCAGAAUGUCAUCUAACAGACACAUAUGCUUUACAAGCAGUUGCAACUCAAACUAAUACUGAUAUAUUAGUUGAUAACAGACAUAAAAAAAGCAAACAUAAAAUCUUUGAGCUAAGUGAUCAAAAUGUAAAUUUAUGA
Molecule: messenger RNA, 708 nt
Organism: Chironomus riparius
Lineage: Eukaryota; Metazoa; Arthropoda; Insecta; Diptera; Chironomidae
Source: the annotation of a GenBank genome assembly